CGCAUGCUUGGCACUUCCGCCGGGUCAAAUAUGAGUCAUUAAAUGACUCCCGCCUCCAGGUGGUAGAGGGCGCUAGUGAUCCUUCUUGCGACUACCAGUACUGCAGGAGACAGGUACUGCAGAAGAAGACAACAAGCAGCAAGCAUGCAGCAAUUGUUUGCUUGCACUUUUAACAUGGAGGAUUACAUAUCUAAAAUAAAACCGUUUUCUAAACUGGACUUUCAAUCGAAGCAGGAGGUAAUAAUUAAAGGAAUAUCUCCAGAGACUUUUAAAAUUGAAGAAAGAUGAGAAAGACUGCCUUUGAUCAGAAGCAGCUGCACAUGGACCCAUCUACAAGUAAAGGAGGCUCUGAUCAUGGCCAGCAUGGAGCACCCUCACCUAGUGCGCCUGCUGGGCGUCUGCCUGAGCCCUACCAUCCAGCUGGUCACGCAGCUUAUGCCACACGGCUGCCUCCUCGACUACGUGCACGAGCAUAAGGACAACAUCGGGUCGCAGCUGCUGCUCAACUGGUGCGUCCAAAUCGCAAAGGGGAUGAUGUACCUGGAAGAAAGGCGCCUGGUCCAUAGGGAUUUGGCCGCCCGCAAUGUGCUGGUGAAGUCGGCCAAUCACAUCAAGAUCACCGACUUCGGCCUGGCGCGGCUGCUGGACGCCGACGAGAAGGAGUACAACGCAGACGGGGGCAAGGUCGGUAUGCCCGUUAAAUGGAUGGCUCUCGAGUGCAUCCACUACAGGAAGUUCACUCAUCAGAGCGAUGUGUGGAGUUAUGGAGUGACCAUCUGGGAGCUGAUGACGUUCGGAGGCAAACCGUACGACAGCAUCUCCACGCGGGAGAUCCCGGACAUCCUGGAAAAAGGCGAGCGCCUACCUCAGCCGCCCAUUUGCACCAUAGAUGUCUACAUGGUCAUGGUCAAAUGCUGGAUGAUUGAUGCUGACAGCAGACCCAAGUUUAAGGAGCUUGCUGCGGAAUUCUGCAGGAUGGCCCGGGACCCCCAACGAUAUCUGGUCAUCCAAGGAGACGAUCGGAUGAAGCUGCCCAGCCCCAACGACAGCAAGUUCUUCCAGAGUCUCCUGGAUGAGGAGGACCUAGACGACCUGAUGGAUGCCGACGAGUACCUGGUGCCUCGCGGUUUUGACGUGGCUCAUCCAUCAUACACGACGAGACCUCGAGUUGACACAAACAGAAACCAGUUUGGCUAUCGGGAAGGAGGGCCAAACCCUUCAGAGGGUCUAGCGGCAGGGGCAAAGGAGGAAGCCGCCGGUGGGCAGGGACCCACCCUGGAAGAUCAACACUGCAAUGGGAACUUGCAGAAGAAGGGUCUGAGCCAAGCUGGGGCUGAAGACAAUGGAGGACAGAGGUACAGCGCUGACCCCACCAUCUUCCUGGGGGAGAGGGUCUCCAGGGACACGGACGAGGACGGGUACAUGACCCCCAUGAAGGACAAGAGCUCAUCAGAAUACCUGAACCCAAUUGAGGAAAACCCCUUUGUCUCUCGGCGUAAAAAUGGGGAGAUCCAUGCGUUGGACAACCCGGGCUACCACAGCACACCCAGCAGCCAGGCCAAAGCGGAGGACGAGUACAUCAACGAGCCCCUCUACUUCAACACCUUCCAUAGCACGGCUGAGACCCUGCGGAGAAACGGUCUGCCUCUUCCCACCCAGCCUCCUUCCGCCAUCUCAGCCGCCACCUCAGGGUCCCACCUCCCACUUAGCAUCCAGACCAGCCUGCCCCACUACCCUCUCCCCACGCCUUCGCCAUCUGGCAUGCCGUGUCACCACGCUCCGCUGACCCACAUCCUCCACGCCCACCACACCAUCAAACCUACAGCACAAGCUAGCAUUCUCGGUGUCGGCUCCACCGGCCAGAGCCAAACAGGAACUACGGCGCAGGCCUUGGCGUGCCAUUCAGGUGUGCCAUCCACCGCGGCGGCCCCCAUCGGACUGGCCUGCCUGCCAGGCUACCAGAGCCACAUAGCCUCGCAGCCUGCCAGCCUGCUGAAGCACGGCGGACAGACGGCAGGUAAAGCCGCUGGGAAGAAGCUGAAGGUAACCUUUGACAAUCCGGAGUACUGGCAGCACAGCUUGCCUCCCAAACCAUCUGACAGCACCCAGGGCGGGUCCACCAACGCUAAGCUCUUCUACAAGCAGAAUGGACACAUUCGGUCAGCAGUAGCUGAAAACCCCGAGUACAUGUCGGAGUUUUCCCUUAAGUCUGGCCCUGUUCUGCCACCUCCUCCCUACCGGCAGAGAAAUACGGUGGUCUAGAUUGAUCCAGCCUCUAGAAACCUCUACACUUCACUGACCAGAGCCUCCACAAACCCCAACCCUAACCAUGAUAUCCAUUAUAGACCGUAGCAACAUCACAAGCAGAAGGAUAUCUACACUUCUGUCCUGUAGUUACCGACUCCGAUCCGAGACCGUGGGAUUGUGGAGGACGCGUCACCAUGUGGAAUUACGGUCAUUUCCAGUGAAACACGCGGAAGCUACUGCCGUCCACUCUGCUGUGUCCGUUGGAAGAGCAGAACAAGAUUUCCUUUUCUUCUUUUUUUCCAUGUAUAGAAACCCAUGCAAUUGACAGGAACCUACGAAGGACUUGGAACGUGUUUCAACUUAGUUCAUCAAAUGGAGGGAAACCCGUCUUAGAAGCUGAUCAGUCACGCUCAUAUUUUUACCCGAAGUAUUUAUUUUAUACAGUAUUGUGUUUGUUUUUUUUCAUUGGGUUGGUGAAAAAAAUGUAACUGUGCUGCUGUGACGACAUUAAGUUUACAUUUACACAUAUAGUACUUUGCUCCAAAUCACAAAAUACCCUAAAGCAGCAGAAAGUAGAAAUCAAAUGACUUUGGGAUACCUCAAAAAGUCUGGAGGGAAAGGUUUCAUCAGCCAAAGCUGUGUACGAGUAUUAUUUACAUGUAUUUAAAUGAAAUUAUUGACGAUUUGAACAAUAACUUACAAUUUGUCACAACGAUCAUGUCCGACAAAUAUUCAAUUUUUGCACAAAAAUAUACUUGGCCGAUAUUUCUUAACAGUUAGGGUA
Messenger RNA from Entelurus aequoreus (snake pipefish), 3031 nucleotides. Its product is annotated as receptor tyrosine-protein kinase erbB-4-like. Lineage: Eukaryota; Metazoa; Chordata; Actinopteri; Syngnathiformes; Syngnathidae. The transcript is spliced from 9 exons. Bases 355 to 2262 code for a protein of 635 amino acids. Gene Ontology annotation, cellular component: signaling receptor complex; basal plasma membrane. The record is from RefSeq and is a predicted model, not a curated record. Gene Ontology annotation, biological process: multicellular organism development; positive regulation of kinase activity; protein phosphorylation. Gene Ontology annotation, molecular function: transmembrane receptor protein tyrosine kinase activity; epidermal growth factor receptor binding; ATP binding.